AUGCCGGCGCCGACCAACACUCUGCUCAUCGAGGGUUCCUUCGAGGAGCUCGCCGACGAGCUCGCACAGUACCUUAAUGCCCUGAAGAAGAACCAGGGCGACGAGGCUUCGGAUCUGCAGUCCGAGGUCGGCCAGCUGCUGGAGGAAAACAAGAAGGAUGAUGUGCUCAAGAAGCUCGUUACCGCGAGCGCUGUCCUGAACUCGGCGCCAGAGAAGGAGUUCCUCGCGGCAUACAACCUGCUGAUCCACCUCGUGCGGCAAUCACCCAGCGUCAACGUUUACCUGCCGCCGCUGUGCAAGAACGUGUCGAACCCCAUCACUUCCUCGCCCGCAAACAGCGCUGGCCUGUCCCUGUCGGUCCUCACGACCAUCUUCAACGUCUUGCAGCCCGACAACGACAGCCGCUACCAUGUGUUCCUGGCCAUCCUGCGUGUCGUGAAGACGUCGUCUACUUUCGAGAACCUGAAGCCGCAGCUCAAGAACAUCGACUCGUGGUUGGCGCAGUGGCAGUCGGAUGAGGAGGAGCAGCGCAAGCUGUACCUGGCCAUUGCCGAUGUUGCGGAAGAAAGCGGCGAGGACGAGACUGCGUACCAGUACCUCAUCAAGGCCCUCCGCACCAUCCCCGCCGAGGAGGCGGCCAACCAGGAGGCACGCGACCUGAGCGUGCGCGCCCUCAAGACGGCGCUGAUGCACCCGGCCCACUUCGACUUCCAGGACCUCACCGCGCUCGACAGCAUCCAAGCCCUGCGCAAGUCGGACCCGGUCCACUUCGAGCUGCUGGAGAUUUUCACGUCGGAGCUGCUCGAGGAGUUCAACGACUUCCAGGAGGAGCAUGACGAGUUCAUCGAGAAGGAGGAGGGCCUGGAGGGGGCGCAGCUGACGCGCAAGAUGCGGCUGCUCACGCUGGCGUCGUUGGCAGCGCAGGCCACGGGCCAGACGCGCGCGCUGCCGUACGCGCAGAUCACCAAGGCGCUGCAGAUCCCGUCGGAGGAGGUGGAGCUGUGGGUGAUUGACGUGAUCCGCGCGGGGCUCGUCGAGGGCAAGCUGUCGCAGCUCAACCAGACGUUCCUCAUCCACCGGGCCACGUACCGCGUCUUUGGCGACAACCAGUGGCGCGAGGUGGCGUCGCGCCUGGACAUGUGGCGCAACAGCCUGACGGGCGUGCUGGGCGUGAUCCGCCAGGAGAAGGAGAACUUCAUCGUGCAGAAGGAGCAGGAGAUGCGGGACGCGGAGAACAAGGCGACCCAGGGUGGCCAGCAGGGUGGCAGGAGAGGCGGUGGUGGCAGGAAGCCCGAGGCUGCCGCCACUACGGCCGAGCCCGAGGAGUAG
This is a messenger RNA of Diplodia corticola, 1329 nucleotides long. RefSeq names its product eukaryotic translation initiation factor 3 subunit m. The coding region runs from base 1 to 1329 and encodes 442 amino acids. The record is from RefSeq and is a predicted model, not a curated record. The transcript has 3 exons. Gene Ontology annotation, cellular component: cytoplasm; eukaryotic translation initiation factor 3 complex. Lineage: Eukaryota; Fungi; Ascomycota; Dothideomycetes; Botryosphaeriales; Botryosphaeriaceae. Gene Ontology annotation, molecular function: translation initiation factor activity. Gene Ontology annotation, biological process: cytoplasmic translational initiation.